AUGGCUAUUCAGGCAACGAUCGUGCUCAUUGCAUGCUUGCUACAACUCGCUCUCGCACUCCCUCAAUCUCCCUUUCUGAACACGCGCGCAUCAUCGGGAUGUGGCAAGAAGUCUUUCCUACCGGGCGUAACACAAUAUCGCUUUGGCCUCAAAUCGAGCGGCAAAGACCGUAGCUAUUCCUACCACGUGCCUUCUUCAUACGACCCAAACAAAGUUUACCCUGUCGUACUUGGUUUUCACGGAAGCAGCAGCAUCGGCGCGUUCUUUGAGUUGGACACGAAGAUGAGCGAGGCACGGUACAGCGGCGACAAGAUUAUGGUGUAUCCGAACGGAGUUGGAGGGAGUUGGGCGGGUCCGACGUAUCAUAAAGACUCGAGUGUGCAAGAAGACGUGCAGUUCGUUGCGGACGUGAUCGCCGAUGCGAAGCAAAAGUUUUGCGUGGAUGAGCAGAGGGUGUAUGGUGUUGGCAUGUCAAAUGGCGGAGGCUUCAUCGGCACGCUUGCCUGCGAUGCUGUCGGUAGCACGCUUUUCCGAGCUGUCGCUGCGGCGUCUGGAGCCUUUUAUACGGAUGUCAAUGGGCCUGCUAACGGGUGCGCGCCCUCGAAAGUGGUUCCGAUGCUUGAAAUUCAUGGUGCUGCCGACAAGACCGUGAAGUACGAGGGUGGUCAGGGUGAUGGUGGACCGGAACCGGCGAUUUCAGACUGGCUUGAGUGGUGGGCGCAGCGCAACGCCUGUAGCAGCAAGACGGAGGAAAUGCUCGACGAUGGGAAAGUCCAUCAUUACUCUUGGACAUGUGGUGGCGUGACUGGGUUAUUGCAGCACUACAAAGUGGACGACCUUGGUCAUUGCUGGGCAGAUACAGAGCUAAACAUCUCUCAACUCACUGUACCGCAAGGACCAAGCGUCAUCAAGGCCAGCGAGAUCGUCAUGAAGUUCUUCGAUACCGUUGCGGCUUGA
Molecule: messenger RNA, 957 nt
Organism: Cucurbitaria berberidis CBS 394.84
Lineage: Eukaryota; Fungi; Ascomycota; Dothideomycetes; Pleosporales; Cucurbitariaceae
Product: carbohydrate esterase family 1 protein
Exons: 4
Coding region: 1-957 (318 amino acids)
Biological process (GO): proteolysis
Molecular function (GO): serine-type peptidase activity; feruloyl esterase activity
Source: RefSeq, a predicted model, not a curated record